GAGUGCCAACGGCAUAGUGUGGGCUGGACUUUAGUGUGAGUGAACGGAGGGGACUUGGAUCGGUCCGUGCCGCCUGCAGUUACGGAGUGCCAUAAUACAAGUUGCGUACAGAACACACCAUAGUGUCAGCCAGUGCACGGUUGAGCCCACAUUGUUACGCGUUCACAACACAAAAGGACCAUAGACUCAAGUCUCGAGUGUUCCCGAGGUGCCUUCUUUAGUUUUUUUCUUCUUCUUCAUCUUUGGUUGACCUGCUGCCUUGAGGCUGAUCUUCUUACUUACACCUCACCCUUGUCUACUCUCUGCUCUGACUGCCAAGACGAGGGGGGAAAACAGCUUCCCCUGCUACGGUGUUCUUCACCAAGCACACACGGGGAAAAACCCGGGUGCGGGACGCCCCGGUUUUUCUUCUUGGGAAUUCCUUUUAAUUUCAGCUCUAUCACCUCGAAUUAAUGAUCAAGUCUGUGUGGAGUGUGUUGACCUAGUGUCUGAGAGACUGUUAACUGCUGCCGUGGUUCGCAGCAGAGAACUCCGGACUCUACACUUCAAAGCGACAAAAGUCGCCGUCGCGCAUUCUAAAUGGCACAGGAACGGUCCGACCUUUUAUCCAGCCACCGACCAGGCUUCAGUGCCGCCUCGGUCGGGGCAACCUCGUCAUUUUCCCCGGCAACGCGUCUCUCACACACGCCGACCGCCACGGACUUCCAGCCUCCGUACUUCCCACCGCCAUACAACAUUCCCCAGCCUCAAUCGCAGCUGGAUUUUCACCAUCCUCAUGUGAACACGGACCCUUAUGCACAUCUGAAUCCUAUCCACCCUCAAGCCCAGCACCAAUACAUGCAUCCUCAACAACGAUCGCAACACAUGUUACGAUCAGGUAGGGAUGAAACGGACCACUUGAACCUUCAUCAUCCCGGUAUGCAGCUCCCACCUAGCCGUGAUUAUUCCGGGGUACGUAGACCCGAUGUCUUGGUUCAUGGUGGGCCCCACGGACUAGGCCCAGAGCAAACAGAUCUUGCCAUGUUACACCACCCUACUGGAUUGCACGGAGUGGACGACACAACGAGAAACCACGCAUGCGGUAUUGACGUCAUCAGAACAGUUCCUUGGUACAUGGAGGCUUCCGACCCUUUCAAGGGCGCACACGAUGACGCAUCUAGUUAUAUACACGGGGACCACCAUUCAUCAGUUAUCAGAAAAGCCGGUAUUCGACAAAAGAACGAGAAUGGUAAAGAUGGUCUUGUAUCGAAUGUCACCUCACCGAACGAUGUAUUCUGCACCGUACCAGGCCGUCUCUCACUCCUAUCAUCAACCUCCAAAUACAAGGUGACGGUAGCCGAGGUUCAGAGGCGAUUGUCCCCUCCAGAAUGCCUCAAUGCUUCACUCCUCGGAGGUGUCCUCAGAAGGGCAAAAUCUAAGAACGGAGGAAGAUAUCUGAGAGAAAGACUAGAAAAAAUUGGUUUGAACCUCCCCGCUGGAAGGAGAAAAGCCGCUAAUGUUACGCUCUUUACGUCAUUAGUUGAAGGUGAAGCAAUACACCUAGCCCGUGAUUACGGUUAUCUAUGUGAGACAGAGUUUCCUGCUAGACAGAUAUCAGAGUAUAUUGCCAGACAACACAACGACCCAACUGAGGUCCCAACUAGGAGGAACAUGGUCCUAGCUACAAAGCAAGUGUUAAAGGAACUCCAGGAUGUGAUGUGUCAAGACCGUACACCAAUCGGCAACACAAGGCCCCAACCCAUCCUAGAGCCAUCCGUCCAACGAUGCCUGACCCACUUCAGUCUUAUCUCACAUGGCUUUGGAACUCCCGCGCUUUCUGCUUCUAUGGCAACCAUCCAGAAUGUGCUGACAGAAAUGCUGAAAUACAUGGACAAAGCAUUCCCCAAUGUGACCCCUCACUCGGCCCAUUCCACCUCUGGGAGCAAGAUCGAUUCCAACUCCAAUAAAACAAACGGCGAGAAGUCGGAUGAACCACGGAACAAGGAAGUGGUAUGAGACUUAUAAACAACUGUAUCAAUCCACCACACAAGAAGGAGCAAGUUAAGAAGGAGGAAAGAUUGAGAUAGAUGGUUGAUACGUUAAUAUAUAAGAGAUUGACUGAUCCAUACAGGAACAACGCGCGUAUCUUUAAGGAGAAAGAUUUCUGCUUUUCUGCACCUUCGGCAAACGCAGACUUCAGUGAAACAUCUGACAAAUAAAACGCUAGCUAUGUCGGAACCCUUCUGGGAAUUGAGAUGUCAGGAUAUCAGACAUUAACGAACCGAGGUGCAGCAUGACAACACGUGGAUUAUUUUUUUAACAGAAAUCUUCCCGCCAAAAAGAAAUAAAACAUCUGACGUCAGACGUCUGUACAGACAUGCGCAGUAUAGUCCGACGUGUAUGACGUUUCUGACUAUGUAUCGUUGUACCAAAGACAGUGUAUAAUGGUUUGUGUUGCAUUUUGUUCUUGUUGGUUAAAAAGCGUGUGACCAUCCAUCCCUUGAAAAGGGGGAAUUUUUCUCCAAUCUAGGACCUUGUUUUCCCACCGAAUACUAUUAAUAAUGAUUAUUUAAGAAGAAGCACCUUUGAUGGCAAUGGAUCUCACCUAUAAAGCGAGAUUAAUUAUGAGCCAGUGAGUGCAGAUUGUGCAGUAUAAGCCCUGCUUUUUAUGUGUUGUCUACGUCUUAAAAACCAAUAAUAAGAUUGGACUUUUUUGUAGGUAGUUUUGAGUGGUCAAUUGUGGUUUUUGCAAACACUUGAUACUUGCAAUUCAUUGGUGCACAGCAGCUUCUGCACGUAUUCCAUGUAAUACAAGGGGAUUGUUAUUAAGAUAAUAACAUUGGAUCUCAUUGUGUUUUAACAGAUAAUAAUUUAAAUAAUUGGUAUGUCAAAUCAUACCACACAUGCCAGGACACUGUUUUUGAUUAUUAGGAAGUUCAGAUGGUUGGUGGCAAUACAGGGAUAUUUCGAGAGGCUGAAAAAAAAACAUUUCUACAGGUUCACUGCCUUCUAAAACGCUUGUUACCGGCAAAACAUUAUUGCAAAUUCAUUUAAGGAGCUGCCAUAUUUGAUUUCAAAUUCAUCUUAAUUUCUCAGAACACGGUUGUAAAACAAGAGGCUGUAUUUGAACUUAUCCUUAAAAUCUAUGUUGUAAAGUGUACUGUUUCAGUUGCAUUGUAUCAUCGCAUUUGACAAUCAAACAAACAAAAGGCUGACAAAUCUUGUUAAAGUAUACGUCCACUUAGUGGGGUUUUAGUAUUCUUAUUAUCUCCUUAUAAUGUACAGGGGCAAAUCCAAGUAAUGACCAAAGUGUAUAUUUUCCAUGAACUGCAAAAAAAAAAAAAAAAAAAAAAAAAAAAGUGCCAACACAAAUUUGUCCCGUCAAAACUGGCAUUAUUUUGUUUGCCAAAAAUAAUGUAAAGUAUUCAUUACAACUAAUCUUGUGUGACAAAAAAUGUAGAACUGUGAUGAGUUUGGAGCUGCGAUGACGUCAUAACGAAGACACGUGACUGGGUUUAUAAUAAUAUGAUGCGUACGUCAAAUUCGGUAAUAAAUCAAAUUGCUGCAUAGAUUAUGUUUUGGAUUUUUUUUAGGGGGAUUUUAUAAAAUUUGAAUGAUUUUUUUCCGAAUCAAUGAAAGGCUGAUAUAAACAGUACUGCUGUCAAAAUCCACUCAAUCCGAGAAAAGCAAGAUAAACCGUUAUGAAGAUUUACAUUAGGUUAUUUCUAUAGCAAGCAGAACAGCGAUCUUUGCUGAAUAGGUCUCCGAUUUUAUGAAAUAGCUGUUAAUUAAUAGUAUUUACACGUGCAAUGUUCCAUUAUGUUUACGUAGCUUUCGUGUAAAAGCCAUGGGGUGCCGUUUAUCACUUCACAAUGUAGUCACUUUAGAAAGAGUUCAUAUUUAAGGUCUUUCAAUUUGCAAUCCCAAAAAAAUUCUCCCGAUUUCAUUCAGAACUGCCUGUUUCCAGUUUGGAUUCUUGCAGCGCCACGUUACAGGGCCAAUGUUACGUUCGCCAUUAUUUUUGUCAAUACAGGGGGAUAUUCAGUUAGUUACCGUCUGCUUAUUAUGCAUCCUAUGAAUCCUAUGCAUACAUAACAUUAUGAACGGCAGGAUACCAGCCAGUUUCAAGAUGGCCGACUCUAAUCAUACCCCGCCCCUUCGUUUAUAAAUCAAGAAACUUGAUUUUCCAAGAUCUUCUUGUUCGUGUUAAGUAGUGCCGUGUCGUAGACUAGUAUUCGUAUUAUGACGUCAUUAAUUACGUCAACUAUGGCUAGGUUUUUCUCCUAGACGAAGCUAAUCAGUGUCGGCUUUUAAUGAACUUGAGAUUUUCUCCGAAAUUAGUGAUAAACAUUGUUUGCAAUACAAUAGAUUUUAAGGUCCCAACACGUCAUUACCACUACCCCCCCCCCCCCACCACCACUCCCCCUACACUCAGCAGAAAUAAUACUCAAUAUUGGCCAAAGGAUCCCAACAUGGACAACGUUUAAAGAUCUGCUAAGCUUAUAAAACACACAAAGUCCCCUAAGCAGAUUUGCUAAGCAGAAGCAGGUCACCAGCCACAGUGUAACCUGAUGUUUUAUUAUUCAUAUAAUGGUUACCAUUUCCCCCUUUUUAUUUGUCGCUUAUCAUAUAAACGUGCUAAGCAAUAUCAUGUUAGUGAGCUCUAUUUGGGGUCGGAACUAAAGCGUGUGCACAACUCAAGCGGGUCGAACAUCACAGUAAAAGAACGAAUGUAAACUUAAUCUAUUCUUGAACUCCAAGUUGUGGUUGUUCAAGGGAGUAGAGUUAAUUCCCACCCUUAAGUUAUUUUUAUUUUAAAAGAGUGUUUUCAGAUAAUUGUUUGCCAAACGUCGCUUUCUACCUCUUUGUACGAACAGUAGUUCUCGUGGAAGUUGUGAGACUUUGUUUUCGUUGAAAUGAGGGACCAUAGCCAAAAGAGGCCGCUAGGGGGCGCGCUGACCAUUCAACGGUUUCAACUCCGUGUAAUGUUGUUUUUAUUAUUUGUUUUUAGCAGUGUGUAAAACUAGAUACAAACUAUGUUCAUCUAUUAGACUUUUAUAGAGAUAUUGUAGAAAUUUAAGAUACGAAGAAAAAGACAGAUUGAUUAUCAAUCUGGACAGAAUAAUGAAAUUAUAAAGUCUUUUUGUAAAGACUUCUUAAUAACCAUUUCCUAGAGUUGGGGAAAAUACUUGUUUUUUUUUAGAUAACAAUCCCACCAGAUUUGCUAUUGUUAUAAAUGAAGACUGCAGAUUUUACAAUUAUUGAUUGUUAAUACUGUACAUCUCAUUCGUUUAGAUUUAGGUUUCAUACAGAACUGUUCGCAGAUCAUGGAGAAAUAUUGGACUUGUGACAUCAAGUCCAGACUUUUGUGUGUUUUCGCCCUCCAUACUUUGUUAUGGUCGCGCGAAAAGGCAACUAUUGCCAAAAAUAAAAUUAAUCGUUUAAUGUUUUGAAUAACCAAAUGAUCAUGAAAGAUUUGUUUCCUUUUUUAAAUAAUAAUAUUUUGUAUUAUGUGUGAUGAGUGGACGGGAAGCGAGUCUAAUGUGCGUAUUUUGAAUAUUGUACUGUACGUAAUUAUCGUCUUUAGUUCGAGUCAAUACUUAAUUUAUCAUAAACUAGCCUGCUCAGUAUAUCCGUCCUUUUAAGUGUAUUAACGCAUAAUGUACAAUCUAUUAUUUGGAAGCCAACGCACGGAAGACUGAGCAGGCUACUCUAUCACCCACCGCCGAUGUUCCGUAUGUAGGGAGUGGGAGACUUGUAUACAAAUAAAGUGUUUUUCUUUUAUAUCAAAGUUUUUGUUUCUUUCUUCUAAUACAUAGCUCUGGGAGUGCUAUUACAAGUCUAGGAGAUCAUGAGAAGAAUAGGCUCCGUAUAGCUUCAUUGUUAAUAUGUGUAUCACGUGACUUGUAUUCAUUAAUGCCAUGUUGUACAUGUAGAUAAUUACAAAAGAAAAUGAUCAGUCAGUGUUCGGUUGUACUCGUCAAAUCAAACAAACAAUUUUUUGGAUUUAUCAUAAAGAAGUGCAAAUAUUUCGAACGGGUUUCAGUCGCUUUUUACGCUUGGCUUUUAGACAUAGACUUUCUCAAGUCGUCUUUUCUUUCUUUGUUCAUUUACAUCUUUCAUUGUCUCAUCAAUUCAUGCAUAUAUUAUAAUUAUUAUAUCUUCCUUGACAAUGAGAGGCUGUUUCUAGGUUUGACGUCACAUUAACUCAUGCAUAUUCAUGAUCGGACACAGGGUGUUUUUUCUAUGUAGAUUUGUAUAAGGUUUUUCUUCGUUACUAUGGUAGUGUCCAGUCCAUUGUGUUCAAAGAUGCCAGUCUCCAAUUGGACAGUGUAUUUUCUAUAGAAAUCGUUAUCGAUUUGGACAGAAAAACAGCAAUUUGGUUUUCACAACAUUUUAAUUGAAUUUGCUUGUCAGGGCUACUUUUAGUCUUGAUUAUAAAGGGGCCACUGUGGUACAAUAAAUGGGAAAUAGAACGAUUGGUUUAUCUUGUGGGAUUUAAUAUGAUGACGUCAUGUCACAGCGUAUUCCUUUAUAAUCAAAAUGGCGCCUGUUUGCAAUCGUCUUUCUUUUGCAUACUUUAUUUAUCUUCAAAUUCAACCGAUACAGUUGCACUUAAAAUGUUAUGGCCAGCAGAUUUGGAAUACAAAAUGAAAGAAAUGGAGGAGGGGCAGCAUAUGUGGCCAAUUCUGCGGUAGGCUGCGCCAUGAAAUUGUGCCCGAGUUUGGACAGCAUAAAAGUAUUUAUUGAAUGCUCGUUCAUCGGCCAGUUUCAAUAUUAAUUGAACAAUCACACACAUGCAAUUGCGAUUAAACUGGCAUCAAAUCGCGCCUCCAAUUGAAAAACAUUCAAUUAUUGCAACUUUUAAUUUUAAAGGGGGGAUUACAAUGGAAUAAAUCUGUACAAAUCAAGAUAAAACAAUGUGCAUGUGUAUACACAGAGAAACAACUGAAUAUGGGUCAUUCUGAGGGAGGGGGAUUUUGAUAUGCUAUAAUUGGUAACCAUGUCCAUUUUUGUCUUUGAUAAUUUAUAGAAAAGUUAAGUACAAGUUAUGUGAAAAUAAUGCUAAAGACAGAUGAGGUAUAAUAAAAAAAGAACAACCUACUAAAGAAUAUA
Molecule: messenger RNA, 7095 nt
Organism: Asterias rubens (European starfish)
Lineage: Eukaryota; Metazoa; Echinodermata; Asteroidea; Forcipulatida; Asteriidae
Product: transcription factor AP-2-epsilon-like
Exons: 8
Coding region: 580-1995 (471 amino acids)
Biological process (GO): anatomical structure development; regulation of transcription by RNA polymerase II; regulation of cell population proliferation
Cellular component (GO): nucleus
Molecular function (GO): RNA polymerase II transcription regulatory region sequence-specific DNA binding; DNA-binding transcription factor activity, RNA polymerase II-specific
Source: RefSeq, a predicted model, not a curated record